This is a messenger RNA of Carassius gibelio (silver crucian carp), 790 nucleotides long. RefSeq names its product uracil-DNA glycosylase-like. The record is from RefSeq and is a predicted model, not a curated record. Gene Ontology annotation, biological process: base-excision repair, AP site formation via deaminated base removal; base-excision repair. Bases 155 to 790 code for a protein of 211 amino acids. Gene Ontology annotation, cellular component: nucleus; mitochondrion. The transcript is spliced from 6 exons. Lineage: Eukaryota; Metazoa; Chordata; Actinopteri; Cypriniformes; Cyprinidae. Gene Ontology annotation, molecular function: uracil DNA N-glycosylase activity.
AUGUUCCGCCCUCACGUAAUCUACGUCACAGACGUCCAGCUGGCGGGAGUGUAGUGUAGUGCACAGCAGCCCUUCAAACACUAUCACGCGUCUAUACCCAGAGUAUCGUUCUUUUAAAGUUUGUUUCGUUUAAAUAAUCAUUUUAUUUGUGGAAAUGAUUGGACAGAAAAGUAUCACCUCGUUUUUUUCGCCAGUAUCCAAAAAAAGAAAUCUGAAUGAGAUACUUACAUGCCUAGGGGAUGCAACAGAACAUGAGAAAAAACUAAAGUUGGAGCGCGACGAUGUUACAUCCCCACUGUCCCUGAGUCCUGAGCAACUUGAACGGAUAUCCAAAAACAAGAAGGCGGCUCUGGAAAGGCUCGCUGCAAACCAAGCUGAACCAAACGGGAUUGGAGAGAGCUGGAUGAAAGCGCUCAGCGCAGAAUUCGGAAAGCCCUACUUUAAAUUAUUAAUGUCUUUUGUUGCUGAGGAGAGGCAAAAACACACCAUCUAUCCACCUGAAAAUGAAGUUUUUACCUGGACACAAACAUGUGACAUAAAAGAUGUUAAGGUUGUGAUUCUUGGCCAGGAUCCUUAUCAUGGACCUAACCAGGCUCAUGGGCUUUGUUUCAGCGUGCAGAGACCUGUGCCGCCUCCACCAAGCUUGGUGAACAUCUUUAAAGAACUGGCUUCAGACAUUGAAGGAUUUGAGCAACCUGGUCACGGAGAUCUUACAGGAUGGGCAAAGCAAGGUGUGCAUCCUCUACUUUCUCCUCUUCACGGAGCACAUGUUAAAGGGAUAUUCAUCUAG